AUGAAAGAGCACGGUAAAGAAAGCGGCUCGGUGACCGUGAGGAGCGCUUUAGAGAGAGAAAAAACGAAGAUGAGAGAGAGGCAACGACGGUCCAUCACCACCAAUAUCUUCCACGGCCUCCGCAAGCACGGCGGCUACCGACUCUCCCCACGCGCAGAUAUUAAUGAAGUCCUCCGCCACCUCGCCCAGGAAGCCGGUUGGAUAAUCGAACCUGACGGCACCACUUUCCGCUCCCCCACCUUUUCUAACGGGAGCAAUAUUGCUUGCCCGAUGUGCGGCGUGGAGAGAAAGAGUGCUCUGCCUACGCCCAGCAGCAGCUACCUCGGCGGCGGAGACUGCUCAACCACCGCGUCGCCCCACCGUGACUCCGCCGUCGACAACAUUUCCUCCGGCGAGAUUCCGGCGGGGAGCACCAUGGCCUCGAACGAGGGGCUCGUGGCAAUGUAUAUGUGCGGAGGUGCGCCACCAAACGGUGGCGGUGCAUUGGAAUUGAACACGGCCGAUAUUUAA
This is a messenger RNA of Striga asiatica, 510 nucleotides long. The record is from the annotation of a GenBank genome assembly. Lineage: Eukaryota; Viridiplantae; Streptophyta; Magnoliopsida; Lamiales; Orobanchaceae.